Puma concolor (puma) is the source of this 2136-nucleotide messenger RNA. The record is from RefSeq and is a predicted model, not a curated record. NCBI's taxonomy places the organism in Eukaryota, Metazoa, Chordata, Mammalia, Carnivora, Felidae.
AUGAGCGAUCACUUGGGAUUGAAGGGCCCGGCUGGGCGGAGACAAAUGCUGUUUCUCUCUUUGCUGUCUUUGUUCUGCCCGGUGAUCUCGGAGCAGAUCCUCUAUACUAUUCCGGAGGAGCUGGCCAGGGGCUCGCUUGUGGGAAACCUCGCCAAGGAUCUGGGGGUUGGCGUUGGAGAUUUGCCUGCUCGAAACCUGCGUGUUAGUGCACAGAAGAAACUGUUUACAGUGAGUACUGAGAAUGGGGACUUACUUGUUAGUGACCGUAUAGACCGAGAGCAGAUUUGUGGCGAGAAGUCGACAUGUGUUCUAGAAUUCGAAUUGGUGGCCGAAAAGCCUUUGAACUUCUUUCAUGUAAGUGUGGUAAUUCAGGAUGUCAAUGACAAUCCACCAACCUUUAGCCAAAAUAUCACUGAAUUGGAAAUCAGUGAACUGGCUGUAACCGGAGCCUCCUUUGCCCUGGAACCCGCGCAAGAUUCAGACGUAGGUGUCAAUUCCCUGCAGCAGUACUACCUCAGUCCCAACCCACACUUCUCUUUGAUCCAGAAGGAGAACCCAGAUGGCAGUAGGUACCCAGAACUGGUAGUGAAGACUCCCCUGGACAGGGAAGAGCAGUCACGCCACCACCUGGUCCUCACGGCUGUGGAUGGGGGUGACCCAGCCAGAAGCUGCACUACCCAGAUCAUGGUGGUUGUGGCAGAUGCAAAUGAUAAUGCACCAGUGUUCACCCAGGACAUUUACAGGGUCAGUGUUCCAGAGAACCUGCCUGUGGGCUCCUCUGUACUAAGAGUGAUGGCCACUGACUUGGAUGAAGGGGUCAAUGCUGUGAUCACCUACACUUUCAUCAACAUUGGUAGGGCAGUGAGACAGCUGUUCAAACUGGACAGUACAACAGGGGAACUCACCACUGGCGGAGGACUGGACUUUGAAGAGAGAGCGAGCUACACAAUUGGGGUGGAAGCAAAGGAUGGUGGACAUCACACAGCACACUGUAAAGUACAAAUAGAUAUUUUGGAUGAAAACGACAAUACACCAGAGAUAACCCUGGAUUCUGAAUCUAAACAUAUUCUAGAAGAUGCUGAGUUGGGGACUGUUGUUGCCCUGAUCAAAACCUAUGACCUCGAUUCUGGAUUUAAUGGGGAAGUUUUCUGCCAACUAAAAGGAAAGUUCCCAUUUAAAAUAGUUCAAGAUACAAAAAACACAUACAAGUUGGUCACAGAUGGAGCCCUAGAUCGAGAGCAGACUCCGGAAUACAACAUUACCAUCACAGUCACCGACAGGGGAAGGCCAGCCCUCUCCUCCAACAGAAGUGUCAUCUUGAACAUUGCUGAUGUCAAUGACAAUGCUCCUGUUUUCCACCCGGGCUCUUACGUGGUCCACGUGGCAGAAAACAACCCGCCCGGAGCUUCUAUUUUCCAAGUCAGCGCCUCAGAUCCCGACCUGGGGCCCAACGGCCGCGUGUCCUACUCCAUCGUGGCCAGCGACCUGGAGCCACGGGCGCUGGCGUCCUACGUGUCCGUGAGCGCGCAGAGCGGCGUGGUGUUCGCGCAGCGCGCCUUCGACCACUUGGGCGACAGGGACGCGGCCCGCCAGCGCCUGCUGGUUGCCGUGCGGGAUGGAGGACAGCCGCCCCUUUCCGCAACUGUCACGUUGCUCCUGGUUUUCGCAGACAGCCUACAAGAGGCGCUGCCGGAUGUCAGCGACCGUCGGGAGCCCUCUGACCCCCAGGCUGAGCUGCAGUUUUACCUGGUGGUGGCCUUGGCCUUGAUCUCAGUGCUGUUUCUCCUAGCAGUGAUUCUAGCGGUUGCGCUGAGCCUGCAACGCUCCUCCCGCCCUUCCUCCUGGAGCUGCUUUAAGACUGAUGUCUGCUCCAAGACUGGAUCUGGGGUUAUUCCCAACUUUAGCGAAGGGACUUUGCCUUAUUCUUACAAUCUAUGUGCUGCCUCACAUUCCUCAGAGACUGAGUUUAAAUUUCUCAGUAUAAAGCCUGAAAAUGGUCCAUCACAAGAUCUUCUAUGUAAUGAAGCCUCUUGGUUUGAAAGUGCCAAUAAUGAUAAUCGCAAAAUGACUUCUAAUUCAGUCAAUUUGCAACAGGUGAGUUACGUCAAAACCUUUUAUUUCUACAAGUAUAAUUAG